UAUCAAUUCUCAGAAAUCCAUGCUGAAGUGCAGUUGAAGAAUUAUGGAAAAUUUCUUGAGGACUAUACAUCUCAGCUGAAGAGAAUUGAAGAUGCUCUGGAUGACUCUGUUGGAGAUGUUUGGGACUUCAGUCUUGAUCCCAUUGCAUUAAAGCUUUUGCCAUAUGAACAGUCCACCCUACUGGAGCUAAUAAAGACAGAAAACAAGGUUCUAAACAAAGUAAUAACUGUGUAUGCUGCCCUUUGCUGUGAAAUCAAGAAGUUAAAAUACGAGGCAGAAAGUAAAUUUUAUAAUGGCCUCUUGUUUUAUGGAGAAGGAGCCACAGAUUCCAGCAUGGUGGAGGGAGACUGCCAAAUACAGAUGGGAAGAUUUGUUUCUUUCUUGCAGGAGCUGUCUUGCUUUGUUACCCGAUGUUACGAAGUGGUGGUGAAUGUAGUGCAUCAGUUGGCUGUUCUCUAUACCAGCAACAAGAAUGCACCUAAAAUUAUAGAGACAUCUGGAGUUCAUUUUCAGGCAAUGUAUGAGCAUCUGGGAGAGCUGCUUACCGUCUUAAUCACUCUGGAUGAAAUAAUUGACAAUCAUGCCACUCUGAGAGAUCACUGGACCAUGUAUAAGAGGCUGCUAAAAUCUGUCCAUCACAACCCUUCUAAGUUUGGGAUUCAGGAAGAUAAACUGAAGCCAUUUGAAAAGCUGUUGCUAAAACUGGAAUGCCAGUUACUGGAUGGAAUGAUAUUUCAGGCCUGUAUAGAGCAACAAUUUGAUUCUGUAAAUGGUGGAGUGUCAGUGUCGAAGAACACCACAUUUGCUGAAGAAUUUGCUCAUGCUCUUCGCACAGCUUUUGCAAAUGUUGAAGCCAAACUUGGUGAACCUUCAGAAAUUGACCAGAGAGAUAAAUAUGUGGGCAUCUGUGGCCUCUUUGUACUGUAUUUUCAGAUUUUUCGGACCAUAGACAAGAAAUUUUACAAGUCGUUGUUGGAUGUCUGUAAAAAGGUACCAGCCAUCACAUUAACUGCUAACAUUAUCUGGUUUGCUGACAACUUUCUGAUUCAGAAGAUACCAACUGCUGCCAAACUUCUGGACAAGAAAAGUAUUCAUACGAUUAAGAUGCAAAGGGAGAACUUUCUACAGCAGAAGGCACAGUCACUUACCAAAGAUAUGCAGUCAUACUAUGUUUUUGUGAGCUCGUGGAUGACAAAAAUGGAAUCUAUCUUGUCAAAGGAACAACGCAUCGAUAAGUUUGCAGAAGAUCUUUCUAACCGCUGCAAUGUCUUCAUCCAGGGUUUUCUUUAUGCAUACAGUCUUAGCACCAUCAUUAAAACCACAAUGAAUUUCUACAUGUCAGUGCAAAAACCUAUGACCAAAACCUCGGUGAAAGCUCUAUGCAGACUUGUAGAACUUCUGAAGGCAAUAGAACACAUGUUUUACAGAAGAAGUAUGGUUGUGGCAGAUUCUGUGACGCACAUCACUCAGCAUCUGCAAUAUCAGGCUCUUCACUCUAUUUCUGUAGCCAAGAAAAGAGUCAUUUCUGACAAAAAGUACAGUGAGCAACGGCUGGAUGUCCUCUCUGCUUUGGUGUUGGCUGAGAACACCCUCAAUGGGCCAAGUACAAAACAGAGGCGACUAAUUGUUUCCCUUGCACUAAGUGUGGGAACACAGAUGAAGACUUUUAAAGAUGAAGAACUCAUUCCCCUGCAGUUAGUUCUGAAAAAACUAGACUUGAUCAGUGAACUUACAGAGCGAGUUCGAGUACAGUGUGACUGUUGUUUCUUAUACUGGCAUCGAGCAGUCUUUCCAAUCUAUUUAGAUGAUGUGUAUGAAAAUGCUGUUGAUUCUGCUAGACUGCAUUAUAUGUUUAGUGCACUACGGGACUGUGUACCUGCUAUGAUGCAUGCAAGACACUUGGAAUCUUACGAGGUGCUUCUAGAAUGCUACGAUGAAGAAAUCAUGGAAGUGCUUAAUGAGCACUUGCUGGACAAAUUAUGUAAAGAGAUAGAAAAGGACCUACGCUUAUCAGUUCAUACACACCUAAAGCUGGAUGACAGAAACCCCUUCAGAGUUGGUAUGAAGGAUCUAGCUCACUUCUUCUUUCUGAACCCAAUACGUUUUUUCAAUCGAUUCAUUGACAUAAAAGCUUAUGUAACUCACUAUUUGGAUAAGACCUUCUACAACUUAACGACCGUAGCUCUUCAUGACUGGGCCACCUACAGUGAAAUGCGAAACCUAGCAACUCAACGCUACGGUUUAACUAUGACUGAAGCACAUCUUCCCAGCCAGACUCUGGAACAGGGUCUGGAUGUUUUGGAAAUCAUGAGAAAUAUUCAUGUUUUUGUAUCCCGCUACCUCUACAAUCUGAAUAAUCAGAUUUUCAUUGAAAGAACAAGUAAUAACAAACACUUGAACACUAUCAAUAUCCGACACAUUGCUAAUUCAAUUCGAACUCAUGGAACAGGAAUCAUGAACACAACAGUAAACUUCACUUACCAAUUUUUGAGGAAAAAGUUUUAUAUUUUUAGCCAGUUCAUGUACGAUGAACAUAUCAAAUCCAGACUUAUCAAAGACAUCAGGUUCUUCAGGGAAGUCAAGGAUCAAAAUGAUCACAAGUAUCCCUUCGAAAGAGCAGAUAAAUUCAACCGUGGCAUCAGAAAACUUGGAAUAACCCCGGAUGGCCAGAGCUAUCUUGACCAGUUCAGACAACUCAUAAGUCAAAUUGGCAACGCUAUGGGUUAUGUACGAAUGAUAAGAUCUGGUGGACUUCACUGCUGUAGUAGUGCAAUUAGGUUCGUUCCUGAUCUGGAAGAUAUCGUUAACUUUGAAGAGCUGGUGAAAGAAGAGGGACUCUCGGAAGAAACGCAAAAAGCAGCAAGGCAGUUGGACUCUGUCCUCAGUGACCUCACACGUAACUUCGCAGAAGGAACAGAAUACUUCAAAAUGCUUGUGGAUGUAUUUGCUCCUGAAUUCCGCAGCCCAAAGAAUAUGCAUUUGCGGAACUUCUACAUAAUUGUUCCCCCACUGACCCUCAAUUUUGUAGAGCAUUCAAUAAGUUGCAAGGAGAAAUUGAAUAAGAAGAACAAAAGUGGAGCGGCUUUCACUGAUGAUGGGUUUGCCAUGGGUGUGGCUUACAUUCUGAAGCUUUUGGAUCAGUACCAGGAGUUUGAUUCUCUGCACUGGUUCCAGUCUGUUAGAGAGAAGUAUGUGAAGGAAAUAAGAGCAGUAGCUAAGCAACAGAAUGUGCAGUCCACUAAUCAAGAUGAAAAACUACUACAAACUAUGAACCUUACCCACAAGCGACUGGAAGUUUGUUUACAGGAAUUUGAACUCCUUUAUUUCUCACUGAGUAGUGCAAGAAUUUUUUUCAGAGCAGAUAAAACUGCAGCAGAAGAAAACCAGGAGAAGAAAGAAAAAGAAGAAGAAUCUGUUAAAGCAAGUAACGGAGAUCUUUCCAACACCACACCUGCAGAUCCUGUGGUGAAGUGA
Molecule: messenger RNA, 3474 nt
Organism: Opisthocomus hoazin
Lineage: Eukaryota; Metazoa; Chordata; Aves; Opisthocomiformes; Opisthocomidae
Source: RefSeq, a predicted model, not a curated record